AUGCGGUCCCAGCACCCCAAAGAGAAGCUGGAGUCCCUGAAGUAUGCAAUGGCCACCCUGGUGAUGGCAAAUAAGCAUGACGAGAGCCCCUUUGGCCUACAUGGAACCACAGAUCACACAAUGAGCAUUUGCUUUGCCCAGCUGGUCCUGGACCCCACUCCAGGGUCCCAAGUCCCGCAGGGAUAUUUAUGUUCUGUUUCCAGUCCACUCGUGCUCUCUCACGGCCUCUGGCACAGUCAUAGACCAGUGCGUGACGUUCCCAUAUGUCCCCUCAAAAGUGAACUACACCAGGUUACCCUGGCAAAGGGAGAAUUUUGCCAUAUUCUGGAAAACCCAUCAAAUCCUCUGCUAUCUAAACAUGGAGAUGUGAUAAUUGGAGCAAUAUUUACAAUACAUCGUGGUACAGAGAUGCAGUCAUUGACAUACACUGAAAAACCUCAACCUUUAAUCUGCAAUAGCUUUGACCUACGUGAAUUACGCCAUACUCAGGCUAUGAUUUUUGCCAUUGAAGAAAUCAACAGAAGCAACAGCUUGCUCCCAAAUAUCACAGUUGGUUACAGGAUUUAUGACAGCUGUCGCUCAGGUUUGUUAUCUAUGAAAGCAGCCAUGGCUUUGAUGAAUGGUCAGGACAUGACAGCAGAUGAUGCCUGUUCUGGACAAGCAGUAGUACAAGCCAUCAUAGGAGAGUCAGAGUCUACUCCUACUAUAGCACUCACAAAAACUACAGGACCAUUUCAGAUCCCAGUGGUAAGCCAUUCUUCUACAUGUGAAUGUCUAAGCAACAUAAAAGAGUACCCAUCUUUCUUCAGGACCAUACGUAGUGAUUACUACUACAGUAUAGCUCUGGUAUAUUUGGUCAAGCACUUUGGCUGGACUUGGGUGGGAGCUGUGAACAGUGAUAAUGAUUAUGGAAACAGUGGAAUUGCUAUUUUUAUGAAAGCAGCCAAAGAGGAGGGAAUAUGUGUUGAGUAUUCUGAGAAGUUUGAUCAGUCAGUUCCUUCUAAAAUGAAAAAAAUUGCUGAUAUAAUUAAGAAAGGCACAGCCAAAGUAAUCGUUGUAUUUCUCGCCACCUUUGAUAUAAACAUUCUAGUAGAACAGCUCAAUCUAAAUAAUCUCACUGACUACCAAAUCGUUGGAAAGUCAUGGAUUUUUGCUGGUGGACUAGGAGCACCAGCAAGUGUUACUGUACUGGGUGGAUCUAUUGGAUUUGAUGUGGGAAAACUGAAAAGUGCUGGGUUUUCUGACUAUGCUCUCAACGGAUUUUGGCAAAAAGAUUUCCCUUGCUUGGAUAAAGAUGGAAAGGUUUCUCAGACUGAAAGCUACUGCAGCAAAUAUGAAGAGAUGAUUCAAUUUAAAAACUAUAGUAAAGAUUUAUCAGAACUGAGAUUUACAAAUAAUGUCUACAAUGCAGUUUAUGCUGUGGCACAUUCUCUACACAGCCUGUUGAGAUGCACAGAAAAGAGCUGUGAGAAAAAUAAAACAAUACAAUCAUGGCAGGUUGUAGAGUCUCUAAAAAAGGUAAAUUUUACCAGUAAAAUUGGGGACCAUAUUCUGUUCGACAACACUGGGGCAGUGGCUGUAAAGUAUGAUGUGUUGAACUGGCAACGAGGGCUCAAUGGAGAAGUGGUCUUUAAGGUUGUGGGCUAUUAUGAUGCCUCUUUACCAACUGGACAGCAAUUUGUACUAAAUCCUGAAGAUAUAGUCUGGGCUAGAGAGAAAAGAGAGAAGCCGAGGUCUGUGUGCAGUGAGAGUUGUCCUCCAGGAACCAGGAAAGCAGCACAGAAAGGAAGGCCUGUCUGCUGCUACGACUGUGUACCAUGUGCAGAAGGAGAGAUCAGUAACCAGACAGAUUCAAAUAACUGUGAGCAGUGUCCAGGAGAAUAUUGGUCUAAUGCUAUGAAAGAUAAAUGUGUUUUAAAGGUUGUAGAGUUUCUUUCAUUUACAGAAGAUAUGGCGAUAAUACUGAUAUUUUUUUCCUUGCUUGGAGCUACAUUAACUGUGUUAGUAGCAAUUUUAUUUCUUAUAGAAAAAGACACUCCCAUUGUUAAAGCCAACAACUCUGAGCUGAGCUUCCUGCUGCUCUUCUCUCUGACUCUGUGCUUCCUCUGUUCACUUACUUUCAUUGGAAAGCCCUCUCAGUGGUCCUGUAUGCUGCGUCACACAGCGUUUGGGAUCACCUUUGUCCUCUGUAUCUCCUGUGUUCUGGGGAAAACAGUAGUGGUGUUAAUGGCCUUCAGGGCUACACUUCCAGGAAGUAAUGUCAUGAAAUGGUUUGGGCCUCUACAGCAGAGACUCAGUGUACUCGCCUUCACUCUCAUACAGGUUCUUAUCUGUGUGGUUUGGUUAACAGUUUCUCCUCCUUUCCCAUACAAAAACAUGAACUACUACAAGGAAAAGAUCAUAUUAGAAUGUAGUUUGGGAUCAGCUAUAGGUUUCUGGGCUGUGUUGGGGUAUAUAGGAGUUCUUGCUUUCUUGUGCUUUGUUUUAGCUUUUCUAGCUAGGAAGCUGCCUGAUAAUUUCAAUGAAGCUAAAUUCAUUACAUUCAGCCUACUAAUAUUCUGUGCAGUUUGGAUCACUUUUAUUCCAGCUUAUGUGAGUUCACCUGGAAAAUUCACUGUAGCUGUGGAGAUAUUUGCUAUUCUGGCCUCCAGUUUUGCUCUACUAUUCUGUAUAUUUACACCUAAAUGUUAUAUUAUUCUGUUUAAACCUGAACUGAACUCAAAGAAAAAUAUGAUGGGGAAACCGGCAUCUAAAUCACUCUAA
Tachysurus vachellii is the source of this 2763-nucleotide messenger RNA. Its product is annotated as extracellular calcium-sensing receptor-like. The record is from RefSeq and is a predicted model, not a curated record. NCBI's taxonomy places the organism in Eukaryota, Metazoa, Chordata, Actinopteri, Siluriformes, Bagridae. Bases 1 to 2763 code for a protein of 920 amino acids. The transcript has 8 exons. Gene Ontology annotation, biological process: G protein-coupled receptor signaling pathway. Gene Ontology annotation, cellular component: membrane. Gene Ontology annotation, molecular function: G protein-coupled receptor activity.